AUGAGUGUCAUUGAGAAUAGGUCGACUUGGCUAUAUUUUCUAGAUGUGCUUAGGCGUAAGUUUCUGAGUGCACAAUAUACUGACAUAAGAAAAGACAAGUUUCUUGAUUUGGUUCAGGGGAAGAUGUCGAUAUCUGAGUAUGAGGUGGGAUUUUUCUAUUUGAUCAAGUAUGUUAAAAAUAUAGUUUUGACAGAGCAGGAAUGGUUUAAGAGGUUCAAGGAUGGUCUUAAGAGGGAUAUUUAUGAGUAUCUGGUUACCGAUUCUUCAAUGGUGUUCAAUACUUUGUUUGGGAGUUCUCUAGAAAGAGACUGGGUGAUGUUAGUUCCUAGAGUCUUCAGUCGAAGAGAGGUUGAGGUUUUGAUCAUCAUAAUUCUCUUCAGAGGUUAUCCUAAAAGGGUUGAGUUACGUGAUUGUGCUCUUUUUCCUGCCAUAGGAGAUGAACAUGCUGGUGCUAGUGGUCCGAUGGUGACUGAGGCAUUAAAAGAAAGUGCACUUGUAGAUCAAGUGUAUUGUAGGUUUUUCUUGGUUAUUGAAUGUAAGGUGUUUCCAUCGGAUUUGAUAGAGUUGUCGUUCCAUGGGUUCGAUGUUAUUUUGGAUAUGGAUUCAGUUCAUGAGCAUUGUGUGCACUUGGAUUCCGAGUUGUCUCGUUCGAUCUUGAAGACGUCAGAUGAAGUUGUGAUCGUGAUUGUUGAGAAAAGGUUAAUGAAUGUGACUGUUGCUUUCAUGGAUCUAAUGAAUCUUGUGUUUCAUAUUUAUCUCAAUCAUUUUGUGGUGAUAUUUUUCGAUGAUAUCUUGGUGUAUUCAUGUUCGGAGGUAGAGCAUGAUUCACAUCUUAGAAUUGUCUUACAAGUGUUGAGGGAAAAGAAGUUGUAUGCGAAGUUUUCUAGGUGUGAUUUUUGGUUGAGUGAGGUAGCGUUCCUUAGGCAUGUUGUUUUAACUGAGGGUAUUUGGGUUGAUCCAAAUAAGAUUAAGGUGAUAGCCGAGUAG
Molecule: messenger RNA, 987 nt
Organism: Hibiscus syriacus
Lineage: Eukaryota; Viridiplantae; Streptophyta; Magnoliopsida; Malvales; Malvaceae
Exons: 5
Coding region: 1-987 (328 amino acids)
Source: RefSeq, a predicted model, not a curated record